GUUUAUGCUGUGAGACUACGGCGAUCCUGUCUCUCAAUGGAGUAGCUAAUUUUUGCUGUUUAUUUCAACCAGACCUUUUCGAGUUAUGGAUUCUGUAUACCCACCAACAACACAAGAUGGCAAAGGUGGUCAUGAUAGCCAUGAUGUCACAUCCUGGGUAUCAGUGUGUUCCAAAGGCCUUUGGAAGGUCCAGCGCAGGCGAACAAACAAGGGAGGUCGACAGUCCACUUUUACUGCUGGUGAUGAUGCGUGGUCAUCCAGUGACUACCCAAGAAUGGGUUCACUGUGUCAAGUCCGAGUGUAUCUCAAAGAAAAGCAGAAUGAUGCUGAGACUUUGAUAAUUGCUGAAGAAGACGAGGAACUGUCAGUCAAAUCUAAACAGCCAAUCACAGAGAUUAUAGAAGUGCAUUCUACAUCCGCUCAGCACUCGCAGGAUAGUGUGCUGCAUGUUCCACUUGGUGAAUGGACAAUUCUGAGGCUGGGAGAUGGUCACUGUGAUAUCACAGAAGCAUGCGUGGAGGGAAUGAGAGCUGAAGAAAAAUGCGAGAUAUUGCUGUCUCCACUGGGAAGUGGACCAGAACCCCAACCCAUAUGGGAAGGCCACGCUUUACGUGCCACUGUUGAGUUGCACUCUUUCACACCAGGCAAGGAAUUCUGGGAAAUGUCUCCUGAUGAAAAAUGGGAAUGGGUUCGGUCACACAAGGAGAGGGGCGGAGUGAGGUUCAGGAGUGGGGAUGUUUGGGGGUCUGCAGACAGCUACAGUCGGGCCCUCAAACUGCUCAUCACUCUUCACAUCCAUACCAUAGAGGCAAAUGUGAAAGGAGAAGAUGAAACAUAUAAAAAGCUAACAGAGUCUCUAGUUCCUUCAGCUAAUGAAUACAAAACCAUCAAAGCAGAGCUCCACUCCAACCUUUCCUUGUGCCAGCUCAAACUGAAACAACUGGAGCGGGCUAAGGCCAGUGCUACUAAGGCUACACAGCUAGAACCCAGUGGAGCUAAGGCCUGGUACCGGCUAGGCCAAGCCUGUCAAUUGAUGAAUGAGCUAGAAGAGGCCAGAAAGGCAUUCAGGAGACUGCUGGAGUUACAACCAGACUCACCUGCUGCCCUAAAAGCACUGAAAGAUGUGGAGAGUAGAGAGAAAGAGACAAACUCACAGUUGAGGCAGAGACUCAGCAAGAUGUUCAGCUGAUGACUGUAAAGAGGCAAGUAACAAUGACUGGUUUAUGAUACAACAAACUCCAUUUUCCUUAAUGUCAUGGUUUCUUUCCUACUCAUGUUGACUCAUCAUAAUAUUCAAUUUACAGAAUGUGAAUUAUCUGAAUGUAAAUUUCAAGUAUAUAAUGCAACCUGUAAAAAACUCGUGUCUUGGGACAUCAAAUAUCUGGGAAGAAAGAAGUUGAUGGGGAAAUUCUUUAUUCAACACUAAGUAAAAUGUUUAAAAUCAACUUGUACUGUUGUCCUGUUUUACCAUAUUAGUAGAAAUGUUAUUUUCUAUUGGGCCACUAAGUGUCAGGCUUUGCCAACAUUGAGCCAAAAGGAUACUACAUUUGGGAAUUGAUUGAUUUUGUUUGAAUAGAAUAAUGGUCACUACACAGUCUGGAUGUAAUUAAGUGAACAACUGAUCAACAAAUAUUUUUUUACGUUAGAAUCUUUAACAUCCAUAUUCUGUUAGAAGAGGAAAAUGUAUAUGCGACAUGAGAGCACUGACAUAUUUGAGAACAUCGCCCUGUAUUUUGUAUUUCUGUUAUUGGUGCUGAAUUAAAGUUUAUAUAUUUAAACUCAAUUUGCUUUUGUACGUUGAA
This is a messenger RNA of Lampris incognitus (smalleye Pacific opah), 1802 nucleotides long. It is a transcript of the gene fkbpl, whose product is annotated as FKBP prolyl isomerase like. Lineage: Eukaryota; Metazoa; Chordata; Actinopteri; Lampriformes; Lampridae. Bases 86 to 1189 code for a protein of 367 amino acids. The transcript is spliced from 4 exons. Gene Ontology annotation, molecular function: protein binding. The record is from RefSeq and is a predicted model, not a curated record.